This is a messenger RNA of Rhododendron vialii, 3206 nucleotides long. RefSeq names its product squamosa promoter-binding-like protein 6. Gene Ontology annotation, cellular component: nucleus. The transcript is spliced from 4 exons. The coding region runs from base 1372 to 2724 and encodes 450 amino acids. Gene Ontology annotation, molecular function: DNA binding. The record is from RefSeq and is a predicted model, not a curated record. Lineage: Eukaryota; Viridiplantae; Streptophyta; Magnoliopsida; Ericales; Ericaceae.
AAGAGAGAGAGAGAGAGAGAGAGAGAGAGAGAGGGGGAAGAGGAGGAGGACCACAGGCGACACCCACCACCACCGCUGGCUCCAUCGGCGACACUCACCACCAGCGUCUACCACCACCACCGCUGGCUCCACCUCCCCUCCAGCCUCCUUAUUUUUGGACACCCCCCUCCAAUACAUAUCUGGGUGUUCUUCUUUCCAAAACAUCCUUGAGCGGCUGAGUCCCUCCUUCACACAUCAUACAGAGAGAGAGAGAGAGAGAGAGAGAGAGAGAGAGAGAGAGAGAGAGAGAGAGAUGUUCAUCGCCGGAGUAUUACGAGGGAGGCCGGAAUAUUAUUUUACUGGACCCCAAAUUACAGAUUAAAAAUAGCCAAUAACUUCACAUAAAUUCCAAAAAUGACUUCAAUAAAUCAUAAUAAACGAUCCAAAUUACAGAAUAGAGCAGUAGGGAAGGGGAGAGCUCAACGGGAGGAUGAGAUCGGAGACGACGGCGGAACAGACAGAGGAAACAGAGCGAAAGUGUACUCCGGCGACCCAGGCCUCCAGUGAAUGGAGGGUCUUGAUCUAUUACUGGGUACUCUGGCUUCACCGACGCCGUCGAUCACCCAUCCUUACCCGAAGGUAUAUAGAUACGUCUCCUUCAUUAUCUGAAACAGCGGCGUCUGACAUCUCUGAUUUCUUCUCUUUUUUGCUUCUCAUACCAUAUACUCCAGUAAUACUCCAUAGAUACCCAUGGGUUGGUCGCCGGCGGUGGUGGGUGUCGCCGGUGGUCCUCCUCCUCUGUUCCAGAUGGUCAGGUUUUGGGGAAAUCCAAAUUUUCAGCACGAUUUUUUUUUUUUUUUACUGCUGCUGACGUGGGGCUCACCCACCAUGUCAGCGUCGGGAAGCAAAUCGGGGAAACCGUAGACUUACCGAAACACAUAUUAAUGUCACGCGCGUUUUGGGACCAUCUUUUGGGGUAUAGGUUAUGCAUAAAUUUAUCACUGGCCUAAACAUUUAUAGAAUGUCCAUUGUAUAAUGCACAAUUAUAUUAACAUUAUCUCCGUACCAUAAGUUGAAUUAUUACAGUCUCCGUCACGAAAAGCUACAAAAAGACCUCCAUGUGUCCCUUUCUUUUUUGGGCACGAGCGGCAGUGGAAAUCAAUUUUGACCUUCUCAAUAUCUGCUUCGACCUCACCAUAAGUUGUACUCUACUGGAAGGAAAAAUAAAAGAAUACCCCACCUCUCUCCCUCUCUCUCCACUGUUCAUUCUGAUUGGAGUCUUGAAGGCAUGCUUCAGCACGGAUGAGUCCCUUCUAAUGUGGUGAAAUAGGUUUUCCAGCUAGAUAAGUGUCAAUUGGUUGGACCUUGAAACCCUUCUGUAACUCUUAUGGCAUGUUUGGAUCUAGUGGAGGAGUAAUUCAGAGCAUGGAAUUUAUGGAAAAGGGGUUCCCUAACAUGAUGGGAAAGGGGGAUCCUAGUAAUCCAUUUUUGAAUGUUUUGGGUGGUUUUGAUAUGUGUGAUGGUGAUGGUACAACUCUGCCUUCUGCUGGUUGUGAUGCUAAAUCAAAUUCACCGUUUGGGGAAUUGGAAUCUGGGUUAAGCUUUUCCUCUCCUUUGAUUGCAUCUAAUGUUCCAAUAUCAUCCGUAGUUGAUUUGAAGUUGGGGAAAUUUGCUGAUUGGAGCGAAGCCAAGAGUAGUAGAUUUGUGAACGAAACAUCGGGUUUUUCUUCUGUAGGAUCUUCAUUUGCAUCAAAGAGAGCACGAACGAUGAAUUUGUCUUCUGAGAAUCUGACUUGCCAGGUGCACGGGUGUAACAAGGACCUAAGUUCCUCAAAGGAUUAUCACAAAAGGCAUAGAGUUUGUGAUGUACACUCAAAGACUGCUAGGGUCAUGGUUAAUGGAGUUGAGAAAAGGUUUUGUCAGCAAUGUAGCAGGUUUCAUUUGCUGGCUGAAUUUGAUGAUGGAAAACGCAGUUGUCGGAAACGCCUUGCAGGACACAAUGAGCGACGAAGAAAGCCUCAAUUGGAUACUACUCUCUCUGGUAAACCACACAUGUUGCUUCAGUAUCUUGAAGAUGACGGGUUUCUAUGGACUUCUCUACCAAAAAGAUCAUCCUUCGUUUUCCCGGACAUGCUUCCCAGUGGAUUUAUCUCUCCACAAGGAAAUGUCCGAGGUAACCAGUGUGGCCAUGCCAAAGUAGAAAAGGAGUCAAAUUCGAACCUCAUCUUCCAUCCUUAUGGCUCGAGAAAACAAUUCUCUCCUGGAAAUUUUUCUUCACAAACUGGCUAUAAAUUUGAAACAGCUUCAACAGUUCAAGAACUAUCUGGGUUGUCAAACUCCGGUAGUGCUCUCUCUCUUCUGUCAAAAAAUUUGUCAAGUCAUUUGACAGAAAUUCCAUCGGUUAUGGAUCUGAAUGCUGGAAACUAUGAUGGGUUAAGCAUUGAGAAAAGUCUGCCACCAAAAGGGUUUUGUUCUUCUGCGAUGGACUCAAUGGAAAUUGGCCAGGUAGGGUCCCCCGUGUUUUUCAAUGGUAGUAGUAGAAGUGCUGUUGAUUUUCAAGUUCAAGCAACUGGAAAUUUUCAGAGAUCCAAUAAUGCGAAAGGUAAAGGGUAUAUUUCUCCUGAACGUGGGCAGACUGUAGAUUUGGUUCAAUUGUCAUCACAUCUUCAAAGAGUGGAGCAGCAGAGGAAUUCUAUGCAAUUGCAGCAGGAACAUGAUGUCUUCUGUUACUUUCCAACCAUGUAGGUGUUGUGAAAGCAGUUGGGUACGUAAUGUUGGAACUCCGGUCUUACAGUUCUUCUGUUGUACAGAUGGCACCAGGAUCAAUGAUGACUAUCUCGUUAGGGUGGCUCCUAAUGGUCUAAUGAUGUUGUAUAAGCCCGGUGAUUAUGAUUUGGCUGUUGGAUCUGGUAUCUUGCCUAAUAUUGGUAGGGUUGCGGUAGGUUUGGGAUUCGACAUCUUAUGCUUCUGCCCUGUAGGAGUAUUGGCCGGUGGAGUUCUGGUUAGUUUAGAAUUUAAGCUAGAGGUCAUCGCUCAGUCGCCUAUACGAAUAGAAAGACUGAAUGCAGUUGUCAAUAUUAGCAGUAGAAGGUUCUUAGAGUUUAUUAAGGCCAUGAAAACGGAUACAUGAAAGCAAUCUCUCAUCUGUUGCUUUUCUUUUUCCUUCUGAAGACGCUUUUAUGGUACAUUUUACAUUUUUGGUCUGAACUGUACAUUUUUCCAUGGCU